CAGAUCCAGUCAGAUGCAAUUCAUCCAUCAAUUUGAACCCACCCGCCAUCAUAAACUGAAUUUUGACCUCUUUCAUGAGGUUCCCAUUACAUAAUGGCACUCUUCAGCUGUAUCUCUUGCUCAUGUAAAUAGCCUACGCUAGCGAAAGCAAUUCCGUCUUCGUGGACCCACCUCUUAUCUCCGCCGCUCCGGUGGUUGACGAGCGUGUUAGCUAAACAGGCCACCAACGAAACGCGUGUGAGCCACCUGCAGCAUCAUUCCGCGUCAUCAUCCAUCAGAUUGGCCACGAAAUACGAGCGAGACAGCCACGGAGCCAUCGUAGACCCCGAAUCUGCCCCCCAAACCAUGGUCCCAUUAAGGCUCCGAGCCCAUUGCAAAUUUCCAUUUAAACCGCCGUCAACAGGCGACAUCUUCCUUUUCAAUUCCUAGACAUUCCACCCUCAACCCCAACACCCUUCCAGAAAAAAGCCAUGACAAUCCGCUCCCUCGUCGUCGGCGGCACAAGCGGUAUCGGCUACGCCAUGGCCUGCCGCGUCGCCGCCUCCACCGCCGCCACCGACACCGUCCUCAUCAGCGGCCGCACCAAGCCUGCCGACCUCCCGCACGCCAACAUGGAAUUCCGCCCUCUCGACGCCUCCUCAAUGCGCCAAAUCAAGCACUACACCGACGCGCUCAAAUCCGCCUCGCCACCGCCCAAACUCGACCUCCUCAUCAUGACGCAGGGCAUCAUGACGACGGCCCCGCGCACCGAGGUUCCCGGCGAGGGCAUCGACCGCAAGAUGGCCAUCCACUACUACGGCAAGCAGCUCCUAAUUCGGGAACUGCUUCCUGUGCUCUCCGAGUCGGCGCGCGUCGUGAUUGUCUAUGACGGCAAGCUGGGCAGCCCGUCCAAGCUGCUCUGGGAGGAUCUGGACCUAAAGACGCACUUCACGCUGGUUCGCGCGGCGGACCACUGCAUUUCGAUGAUGGACGCCAUGGUGCAGUGGUGGGCUGGCGCCACUGCGAGUCGCCUGGGGGGCCGGCCGCACUUUGUGCACGCGUUUCCUGGGACCGUGAAUACCAAUCUCCUGAGGGAGGUGGUGCCAUCAUACCUGCAGGGCGUGGUGCGCGGGUUGGGGAAUGUGUUUCUUACGGCGCCAGAGACGUGUGCCCAGAGGUUGCUGGACGGGGCUGAGCGGUGCGCGGUGGAGGGGGCCGAGGAGGGCAGGUUUUGGAGCAAUAUUGAUAGUAAGGGUGGCUUGUAUAGGAACAAGGCGGUUUGGAGCGAGGAGCAGUUGGCGAGAGUUUCGGAGCAUACUUGGAAACUUGUGGAUGCUACGCUGCCGGCGGAGGGGUAGGUUGUCUCCUUUCCUUUUCUCCUGUUCGUUGCCUCUCCUCUGUGGGUGUUGCGGCGCUUCGGAGAAUGUAUAACACCUUGGUUGUGGUAAUUAGGAAAGGAAUCCCAUUUCUUGAAGCACCUAGGGUCCAUUGAGACUUGAGCCCCUUUCUCGAAAGAAAUGCAAAGACACGUGGCACAUCAACUUAAGCCUUAGUUACAUCAACAUCUGUACCAGGAGUGGCGGGACUUGGGUGCUGUGUCUACCCGCGCCCACACAGCCUCUUGUUUCUCCUCCUUUCCUUUCUAUACCCAGAAGAUCACGCUUCGUCAGGUAGUCAACUACGUUGUCCAGUAUAGUUCCUAGUCAACUGCUGUCCGCUUUGGCUACUGUGCUCUGCCC
Molecule: messenger RNA, 1718 nt
Organism: Lasiosphaeria miniovina
Lineage: Eukaryota; Fungi; Ascomycota; Sordariomycetes; Sordariales; Lasiosphaeriaceae
Exons: 1
Coding region: 471-1337 (288 amino acids)
Source: RefSeq, a predicted model, not a curated record